UUUUCUAUUUUCUUUACAUGUUGUAAAUCAUAUUUAUGCUGCAUUACGUCUCAUCUUGCAAAAAUAGUCCCAAAAUAUUACUAAUAUUCUAUUUAUUCCAGUAGAUUCUAUAUAUUUACUCAUGCAGAAUGGUAUUUUUGGCCAGUUUUAGACACACUGCAGGCUGUAUUUCUUUGGUAAACCGGAGGGGGAUCAGUGUCUCUAAUAAAUGUAAAUGUGUCGCUUCUUUCUGUCUAAUCCUCCAUCAUUAAACAUUCAUCUCCUCCCUGAAGCUCCGACUUCUCUCUUAACGCGCCGCUCCGCUACUUUUCACACCCUCAACCACUUGACUCUUGGACCCGCCUCCGUCCUUUUUAACGGCCUGUUCAGGACGGAGGACACACUCUCUCAAGUCCGUCCUCAUGUAUUUUUCAUGCUGUUGAACCCUCGCCGGUCGGCCCGAGCAGCUCCGGGCUCCAGCUCCCUUCUAACGGCAUUCAUGGACCCAAACCCUCCGCUGUCCGCUUCGCUUUAACGGGCUGCAGCCGCCGAAUCCUCCGUGAGGACACAGACGUGGAAUUUCUCCUGCUUCCGUCUCUCCCUGCGCCUCCUUUCGCGUCAUGUCAUUUGGCACCAGCGCAAAAAUAGGAUUCUCUGUCCGGGAUAUCCUUGAUCUUCCAGACCGGUCCGGAAGAUGCGGGUCCGGGACCGAGGAGACCGAGGAGGACGAUGCUGAAGAGGCCUCAGCGGAGGCUCCGGAGUCGGAAAACGCGCAGAAACUGGGAUUUAGCCGCCGGAGUUUGUGCGAGCGCGGCGGUGGAGGCUUCGAAAGGUGGAGCUGCGCAUCCGGUAACCUGCAUUUUUCAUUACACGGUAUGUCUUUAGAGUCCCGCACCGAUCCCAAGUCCCCCGAGCUCUCCAUGGAUGAGUCCCCGGACGCAGAUCGGGAGCAGCCGUGCGGAGAGGCGCAGAAGAGCCGCGGCAGGAAGCGGCGCGUCCUCUUCUCCAAGGCGCAAACCCUGGAGCUGGAACGGCGCUUCAGGCAACAGCGCUACCUGUCCGCCCCAGAGAGGGAGCACCUGGCCGGACUGAUCCGCCUCACCCCGAACCAGGUGAAGAUCUGGUUCCAGAACCACCGCUACAAGAUGAAGCGCGCCCGGGCCGAGCGCACCCUGGACGCGCUGCAGCUGCUGCCGGCCCGCCGGGUCGCCAUCCCGGUCCUGAUCCGGGACGGGAAGCCGUGCGACCGGAUAACGGCGCACGACCUGGAGGCGACGCUCCGGUCCGGCCUCAGCCUGCCUCUGUGCGCCUAUUCCCCGCUGCUGCACCCCGCAUACGGGCCGGAGCACGGCGGCCUGCCGCAGCAGCACCCAGGGAUGCAGCAGCUGGCGCACAUGUACCACUGGAGCUGGUGAAGACAAGACUUUAACUGAAGGAGACAUCUGAAAAUAUACCGACAAGUCCACUUUAUAAGCUCGCAUUCGGCCUUAAAAUUCUAGUUUUUCAUUAAUGUUCCCCGCACAGAAGCCACUGUUAAAUGAUAACGAGCUCAUUUGCAGAAGUGAGAAGAUUGUCUUUUUUAAAAACUGAGUUUGGUGCAUUUCAGGAUAAAUUUUACUGAGUCUGGAAACAAAAUAGAUUAAAACGAAAACUGUAAAGUUAAAGCCGAAGCUCCUAUUAAAGGCUCAUUUCUCCAGCAGUCCAAAAACACCUUUUAAGACAGGAAUUAAUGUAAAGACAAAAUUCUCCAACAAACACUACUUUUUUCCUGUUUUUAAACCGGCUUGAAAAAACUGACUUUAACUCUCGUUCAGACGCGCAACACGUCUAAAACUACUGUUUCCACGAGCCGGAAGUCGAACUGAUGAAGAAAAAACAGACCAAACCAAAUGUUUUAUUGGUUUUUGCUACUUUGUGAGAUUUGUUUUGUUGUUUACGCCGUGUUUGCUACAAAAUGUCACUUUUACCGCAAGUGUUGUUUUUUCUCUCCACUGUGUUUUUUUAAAAUCUAUUUAUAAUGUUGACCGGUGAGUGGGUUUUUAAUAAACUCUGUAUUUAUGACGGUAAAUAAAAGUUGGAGCAGG
Messenger RNA from Amphiprion ocellaris (clown anemonefish), 2063 nucleotides. It is a transcript of the gene nkx2.2b, whose product is annotated as NK2 homeobox 2b. The transcript is spliced from 2 exons. Gene Ontology annotation, biological process: regulation of transcription by RNA polymerase II; cell differentiation. NCBI's taxonomy places the organism in Eukaryota, Metazoa, Chordata, Actinopteri, Pomacentridae. Gene Ontology annotation, molecular function: DNA-binding transcription factor activity, RNA polymerase II-specific; RNA polymerase II cis-regulatory region sequence-specific DNA binding. Bases 600 to 1394 code for a protein of 264 amino acids. Gene Ontology annotation, cellular component: nucleus. The record is from RefSeq and is a predicted model, not a curated record.